Molecule: messenger RNA, 3692 nt
Organism: Chenopodium quinoa (quinoa)
Lineage: Eukaryota; Viridiplantae; Streptophyta; Magnoliopsida; Caryophyllales; Amaranthaceae
Product: ETO1-like protein 1
Exons: 5
Coding region: 816-3461 (881 amino acids)
Biological process (GO): negative regulation of ethylene-activated signaling pathway
Molecular function (GO): protein binding
Source: RefSeq, a predicted model, not a curated record
AAGGUCUGACCAAACACAACAGUAAACUGCAAAUCUUUUCUGGGUUUCCCAAUGGAAGAAAUCAAAUUAGCAAGGUAAAGUAAGCAAAUGAGCAAUAGGAAAAAAUAAAUGAAAUAAAUAAAGGAGGGAAAAACAAACAUAUUACGGAGUACACUGUAAUUAAUAAAGCUAAAAACUUUUUUCAAUUCAACCAACAAACAAAAAGGAGAACAUAAAAAAAAGUGAGAAAUUUCUUCCUUUGGAUUCUCAUUCUCUUUUCUCUCUCUCACUUUGAUCUCACGCCUACAAGCUCAUUUCCCCAUUUUUCUGUACUGGGUUCUCUAAAUUCAAGCUAAUUAAUUUCUGGGGUUGCUUCUCUUUUCUUGUUUAAGCUCCAAUUUUUCAUUUUCUGGGUUGUUUAUGCAGCAACAAAUCGAGAGAUUUCUGGGUUUAUCUCCUCCAAUUUAUUGGAUUAGGUGAAAAAAAUUGGUUGGCUUUAAUUUAUUUGAAGUGGGUUUGGUUUGAUUUGUUCUUAUUUAGGUUUCUGGUAGAGAUUCUUUUGGUGUUUUCUGGGCUUAUAAAAGUGUAAAUUUUCAUAGCAAAGUGUAUGUAAAACUCUGUCAAAAAAAAAAAAGUCCCCCCCUUUAAUUUUUUCACUAUUUAUGAGUAUAUUAGUUCAAAAUUUGGUGAAUUUCUGUAAAAAUUUCACCUUUUUUUGGUAGUAAUAAUUUGUGAUUUAUAAGAACCCUAAAGUCUAGAUUCUUCCUCUGGCUGAAGAGCUAAGAGGAAGGUUUAACAUUGUGGAGAUCUGGGAACUGUUCCGUGCUCUAUGUCCUAUGAGGACAUUAUUUAAUUCUGAAUCUUGUAAAGAAACACAUUAUCUCAAUGUUCUAAAUCCACAGUCAUGGCUUCAAGUUGAAAGAGGAAAAUAUUUCCAAGGUAGCAGCUGCUCAAUUGGAUCUCUUAUCAAGGUUCCUGAACCACCUAUUGUCCCGCACUUUAAGCCUCUUGAUUAUGUACAAGUUUUAGCUCAAAUUCAUGAAGAACUCGAAUCGUGUCCGAAGAAUGAGAGGUCAAAUUUGUAUUUACUACAGUUUCAGGUGUUUAGGGGACUAGGAGAGGUUAAAUUGAUGCGUAGGAGUCUUAGGACUGCUUGGCUUAAGGCUAGUAGUGUUCAUGAGAAGAUUAUAUUUGGGUCAUGGUUGAAGUAUGAGAAGAAAGGAGAGGAGAUUAUCUUUGAUCUGCUUGGUUCUUGUAGUAAAUGUGCUAGAGAGACUGGGCCGAUUGAUGUGUCUUCUGAACUUCAAGUUGAUUGUGGUUCGCGGUCCUCUGAGGAUGCGUCCAUCAGUGGGAGUGAUAGUGCUGAGACUGUUGUUUUUCGGAUUGGGAAUGAGAGAGUACAUUGUGACAGACAAAAAAUGGCUCGUCUUUCAGCUCCAUUUCGUGCUAUGUUGAACGGUUGCUUUACUGAAUCAUACUGUCAGGAAAUUGAUUUUUCGGAGAAUGAUAUAUCACCAAAGGGUAUGGAAGCAAUCAGUGAAUUUAGCAAGGCUGGAUGUUUAGAUGAAGUCUCUCCAGAACUACUAGUAGAGAUAUUGAUUUUUGCUAACAAAUUCUGCUGUGAGGGCUUGAAAGAUACAUGUGAUCGAAAACUUGCAUCACUUGUUUCCUCCAGGCAGGAUGCAGUGGAUCUUCUGGAAUGUGCAAUAGAGGAGAAUUCUCCAAUACUUGCAGCCUCAUGUUUGCAAACUUUUUUACAUGACCUUCCCGAUUGUUUAAAUGAUGAUAGGGUUGUGGAAAUUUUAGGCAAUGCUAACAGGGAACAGUUGUCUAUUGUGGUUGGACAAGCCUCAUUCUCACUCUUCUGUUUAUUAAGUGAAGUUUCCAUGAGUCUUGAUGCUAGGUCUGACACAUCUGUGUUAUUCUUGGAACGAUUGGUGCAAUCCGCAAAGGAUAAUCGACAAAAAAUGAUAGCUUUUCAUCAGCUAGGUUGCGUGAGGCUUCUUCGGAAAGAAUAUGAUGAAGCUGAACAGCUUUUCCAGAAAGCUGUUAAAGAAGGCCACACGUACUCAAUUGCUGGUCUGGCUAGAAUAAGUUACAAUAAGGGCAAGAAAAGUUGGGCGUUUGAGAAGCUUAACUCUUUAGUUUUAUCAUCAACUCCUUUGGGAUGGAUGUACCAGGAGAGGGCCCUCUAUUAUGAAGGAGAUAAGAGGUGGGAUGACCUUGAGAGAGCAACUGAAUUAGACCCAACACUUACUUAUCCAUACAUGUAUCGGGCCGCAACCUUUAUGAGGAGACAAGAGGCUGAAGCUGCAAUUGGUGAAAUAAAUCGUGUUCUUGGUUUUAAACUAGCUUUAGAAUGCUUGGAACUCAGAUUUUGCUUCUAUCUAGCGCUAGAGAAUUACGAAGCAGCCUUUUGUGAUGUUCAGGCCAUUCUCACUCUUUCUCCUGGCUAUCGAAUGUUUGAAGGCCGUGUUGCAGCAACCAAACUUCGUAUGUUGGUGCGUGAGCACGUCGAGAAGUGGACAACUGCAGACUGCUGGUUGAAGUUAUAUGACCGGUGGUCUUCAGUAGAUGAUAUUGGAUCCUUAUCUGUAAUUUAUCAGAUGCUUGAAUCUGAUGCAGCAAAAGGUGUCCUGUACUUCAGACAAUCAUUACUUCUCCUAAGGUUGAAUUGUCCUGAAGCAGCCAUGAGAAGUUUGCAGUUGGCUCGUCAACAUGCUUCAAGUGAAGAUGAGCGUCUGGUUUAUGAAGGCUGGAUAUUGUAUGACACUGGACACUGUGAGGAAGGGCUUCGCAAGGCAGAAGAGUCGAUAAAACUUAAGAGAUCAUUUGAGGCUUUCUUCUUGAAAGCUUAUGCAUUGGCUGACUCUAGUCAGGAUCCAUCUUGUUCUUCAGCUGUUAUUACACUUCUUGAGGAUGCUCUAAAGUGCCCUUCGGAUAGGCUGCGAAAAGGUCAGGCUCUGAACAAUCUUGGGAGCGUCUAUGUUGACUGUGGAAAAUAUGACUUGGCAGCCGACUGCUAUGUUAAUGCCCUUAAGAUCCGUCAUACCAGAGCUCAUCAAGGCCUUGCUCGAGUUCAUUUCCUCAAGAAUGACAAGACUGCUGCAUAUGAAGAAAUGACUAAGCUAAUUGAAAAGGCGCAGAACAAUGCAUCUGCAUACGAAAAGAGGUCAGAGUACUGUGAUCGUGACUUGACCAAGGCAGACCUGGAAAUGGUUACCCGAUUAGAUCCACUUCGAGUAUAUCCAUACCGUUAUCGAGCUGCAGUGUUGAUGGACAGCCACAAGGAGAAAGAAGCCAUAGAAAAGCUUUCAAGGGCGAUAGCAUUCAAAGCCGAUGUCCACCUGCUGCACUUACGAGCAGCAUUCCAUGAGCACAUUGGUGAUGUCAUGGGUGCCCUCCGGGAUUGCAGAGCUGCUCUUUCUGUUGAUCCGAACCAUCAAGAGAUGUUGGAGCUUCAUAGUAGGCAUGAGCCCUGAUCAUUCUACAGAAAUUUGCAUGUUCAUUUCUUGUAAAUUCCCAAGCAUAUGUAUUCGAAUGAGGUGUCAUUAUUUUUUUUCGCCUCAAGUUUUGUAACCUUUAUGUUCAGUGUAGUGUAUUUAAUUACAGUGAACAGAAAAUGAAGAAAUUCUUAUAGCUUCUGGAAGGGCUGUUACCAUUGAUGCAUUCGCUGCAUCCUAAAAAGUGUUGAAACCCAACAUUUUAAUCAA